Molecule: messenger RNA, 1480 nt
Organism: Drosophila mojavensis
Lineage: Eukaryota; Metazoa; Arthropoda; Insecta; Diptera; Drosophilidae
Gene: scw
Product: protein screw
Exons: 1
Coding region: 165-1421 (418 amino acids)
Biological process (GO): SMAD protein signal transduction; BMP signaling pathway
Cellular component (GO): extracellular region
Molecular function (GO): cytokine activity; growth factor activity
Source: RefSeq, a predicted model, not a curated record
GAGGGAGGGAAAAGAUUAGAUUACGUUGAGCAUAGCAUAACUAGGACUAGGAAAAAGGCAAAGAUUAUUCUCCAUCCCUUUCCCUAAGGCAGGGUAAAGGCUUAGGUUCUGCACUACCUAACUGGAAUGAUAUUCCCAGCUACCUGGCUACACGGGUAUAUAAUAUGCACCUUGACCUGAAAAUGGCUCAGUUGCUUAUUGUCCACUCAAGAAGAACAAUGAUUCGAUUACUGCUGCUCUUAUUGCUCUGCUGCUCUCGCAGAGUCGCCCUGACCACUAGCUACGUAACGGUUGAUAGUUCUGUGCAGCCUGCGCUUGCCGAGCAGCUUGAGAUGAUUGAUUUGCUGGAUUUGGGUGACAGACCAAGACGUAUGGCCCAGCCCACCGAGCUCCACAACUCUGCCUCAAAGUUUCUGCUGGAAGCUUACAAUGAGAUCAGUGAGGAGCAGGAGCCGCAGGAGGUGCUGCAGCAGCGACACAAACGCUCGCUGGACGAUGACAUCCUGCUCACUCGCGAGGAUCGCAAGGAAAUGGCCAGCUGCAACAGCAUACUGACCUUCUCCAGCCGUGCCCAGUCCAGCUCCUCUGAGCAGGACCAGCUGGACAUGCACAUCACAUUCAACACGAACGAUGUGCCCGUAGACCUAAUGCUGAUGCAGGCCACGCUGCGCAUCUACAAGCAGCCCAGCGUGCUGGAGAAGCGCCAGAAUCUGACUGUCUCCGUUUACAGGACGAUUCACAGUCAUCAGCAGGGCAUAGAAGCGCCUCCUGUCUAUCGCAUUCUCAGCUCUGUGAAUACCACGGCCCACUACAAGGGCUGGCUGGAGUUCAAUCUGACGCGGACGCUGCGUACCUGGCUGCUCAGCAGGAGUCCGGAGCGCCACGAGCUGCGCAUCUCGCUGGGGGAGGAGGCGCCGCUCACUGCUUGGCAUGCGGGUCUGGUAGCUCCGCAGGACAUCCAGUCCAAUCUGCAGCCCUUCAUUGUGGGCUACUUCAAAGGACCCGAGCUGCUGGUGAAAGUGCAAAAGCUGCGCUUCAAGCGGGAUCUGCAGAAGCGGAAGGCAUCCCAGCCACGCCCACCCCCGCCGGCAGACCUCUACAAGCCGCCACAGUCCUGCGAGCGUCUCAAUUUCACGGUGGACUUCAAGGAACUCCAAAUGCACAACUGGGUCAUUGCGCCCAAAAAGUUCGAGGCGUACUUCUGCGGCGGCGGCUGCAAUUUUCCGCUGGGCACAAAAAUGAAUGCCACGAAUCACGCGAUUGUCCAGACUCUGAUGCACCUCAAGCAGCCGCAUCUGCCCAAGCCCUGCUGCGUGCCCACUGCUCUGGGCGCCAUCACCAUCCUCCGAUACAUCAACGAGGACAUUAUAGACUUGACCAAGUAUCAAAAGACGGUCGCCAAGGAGUGCGGAUGCCACUAAAGGGCUCCCUAAUUAAUUAAAUUUACUUUUAACUUACUUUUAGUUGCUUCUAAGGAUCA